ACGCUGCAACCGUGCGGACGUGUUUUUCGUGCUUCCGAGGUUAGAAUUGGAAUUUCGAGGGUUUUGCGGUGUCGUUUGUCGAUCUUGGAAAGUUUGUUUGGUGUUUGGGUUUUCCGCUCGGUCUAAUAGGUUGGUUGUGAAAAUCGGAUGGUUUACCGAAUCGUUUUGGUGGUCGUUUAGUGCGAAGAACAUCCGAGGCGCCGUUUGGACCGGUUUAUGGACUGCCCGGCCACUGUUGGACUCACACACACGGGAAAUUGCCGCCGGCGGGAAUCAAAAUAAAUACAGAAGGAGACCGCCACUGAACUGGAUGAAAGAAGCGAUUUUCCCGCGCGAAAAGGCCGGAAAACUGUUUGAAAAAGCCGGUAAUGUAGUCGGGGUGAACUUUGAAACAAUAUUUUGCCAAUUAACCUCCCGAAAAUCGUGGAGUUAGUAAAACGCGAAUAACCCGACAGUUUAUCCCAUCACGGUUUACGUUAGUGAUUAAACAGUGUGUCGAUUGGCUGGAAAAGCAAUAAUCAAGGAAAUUUGAGGAAAACACAAAAAAGUGCGUGGAAAAACCUCGAACCGAAAAACCCAAAAACAACCAACUGACGAUGAUUAGCGCGGCAGUUAAAUUUAUUAUUUAUUGAAAAAACAAUAUAAAUAAAUCAAACCCCCCGAAAGCGCUUUCAGCUCAAUCGUGAAAGGAAAAACAAAAUCUCGACGCCGGAAACAUGAUUGACUGCGACGCGUCGUCGACGUCUCCAGCAGCUGGAUUUUCGCGAUCUUUGAAAUAUUGAAAAAAAAAACGACAGACAAAAAAAAGCUAAUAAAAAGAAAACCACACAAAAACGUUUGAUUCGUUUGACGGGAAAUCAAUCGAGACGCAAGGGUUUGGGUGUGUGUUACAAAAAAGAGGAUAAAGAUUAACGUUAGUCAGUGACUAACAGACGAUCGUGGAAGACUGACAACAUCAGUUCGAAAUAAUUGGAGGUGUGAGCUUCUGUGGUGUGAAAAGUGAUUUUGUAGUGUUUGUUGAGUUUUUUUUUGCUGUAACGGGACGGCUGGAACAGCGAAAGGUAGAAACAGGGAGUUGCAUUAUUUUGCAGGAUCAGAUUGAAUUAUAAGGUAAUUUGGCAGUUUCUAUAAAUAUCCGCGGUAGAAAUCUUUUAAUUCGUCAAUCAUCCAUCCGCACCGUUGAACCCCAAUGAAUCUGACGAUGCGACUGCUAGCGCUGGCGUCCUGCCUGCUGCUCUACCCGACCUCCUCCGGCCACCGGAUACAGCUGUCCGACUCGAUUCUGGACAUCAUCAACACGCGGCACGUGGAACGGGUGCUCGCGGAACGGCGCAUGAACGCCUCAUCGCGCGACGAGAAACGCUACCUGGUUCAGAACGAGCUGGCCGAGGACGAGGACGGUGGUGGUGGUGGCGGAGGAGGGGCGACCGAGGACAGCAGCAUCGGGUCCGAUCUGUACCAAACGCCCGAGGUGGCGAUUGACUUUGACUUUAACGGGAGACGUCACGGCGCAGGAGGAGGGGCGUUCAACGAGACUGGGGGUUAUCAGUAUCAGGCGGCUACGUCGUCCUCGUCGAAUGCGGACAUUCUGGCCGAUCUGCAGGCAUACCGCGGCGAUAAGCUGCUCAAGUCGAGCAAGAACGCGCUGGUGGUGACGCGCAAGGAGUACCUCAAGAAGGACUGGUGCAAGACGGAACCGCUGGUGCAGCGAAUCCGGGAGGAGGGCUGCCUUAGCCGGACCAUCAUCAACCGCUUCUGCUACGGACAGUGCAACUCGUUCUACAUUCCAAAGUCGCCCAAGCGGCCACGGCGGCAUGGUGGCCAGAACAAUAACGGUGGUCGAGGUGGUCACCACCAUCGGAACGGUGGCACUCCGGCUCCACCCCGGGAGGUCGACCUGGACUUUGAGGACGAGGACCUGACCGGGCCGGCCUUCCGCUCGUGCGCCUUCUGCAAGCCGAAAAAGUUCACCUGGAUCACGGUCACGCUGCGGUGUCCCUCGCUCGUGCCCCAGCUGCGCCGGAAGCGCAUCCAACGCAUCAAGCAGUGCAAAUGCAUCGCCGAGCCGUUGAACUAAGUCGCGUUUUUUUUUAUUUUUUUGUUUUGUCGUUCUGUUAUUAGGCGUAGAGUGCGUCAGUGUGUGUGUGCGUCACAGUGUGAAUGAUUGUGAUUCUGAGAGGGGGCGUCAGGGCGCAUUUACGCCAAUCUCCGACGCGUCCAAAAACCAAGAAGUGUAAGAAAGUGUAGGUUUUAUUCUCUCUGUUUGUUUCUGUAAGGUUAUUAUUUAAGGUCUGUUUUGUUUUAAGUUUUGGAGAGACGCCGUUAAGUUCGUCGACUACGGCGCCGCCGACGCCGCCGCAAAGUAUUGUGACUGUUGCGUUAAUUCCUGUGUGCGAACACUUUUUAUUGCCUUUUAAUUGUUAGGUUCAUCGUAACAAUGAUUUAAGGCGGUCGUUAGAGACUCAACGCCAGCAUCUAAAGUAUUCGAAUGCAAAAUCGAUUCCGGUAACUGUAGGUAAAAUACGAUAAUACUUGAAACAUCGUCAAACCGUCUCCUCAAACUCUA
This is a messenger RNA of Culex quinquefasciatus (southern house mosquito), 2566 nucleotides long. RefSeq lists its product as uncharacterized. Gene Ontology annotation, molecular function: receptor ligand activity; BMP binding. The transcript is spliced from 3 exons. The record is from RefSeq and is a predicted model, not a curated record. NCBI's taxonomy places the organism in Eukaryota, Metazoa, Arthropoda, Insecta, Diptera, Culicidae. Gene Ontology annotation, biological process: animal organ morphogenesis. The coding region runs from base 1190 to 2077 and encodes 295 amino acids.